CUGUCCUUUUCAUCCUGGAACGUUUUCCACGGCUUCCCUGCUAGGUCGCCUUUUGCGCACUCAAUCAAAAUCAACGAAUGUGCUGGCUUCAACAAGCCGUUGACCCUGUUCAUCUCAAAUCCUGUAGAUUUUUUGAAGUUCCAAGGCCAUCUCGUACGAGAACUACCUUGUCUUUCCGAAAUUUGCACGACUGGGUCCCCUCAACAGUUGAUUUCGUUCCUCUUCUCACUAAGCAGACCACUGGCCAACUACAGUCAAUUCAACCCUGCCUGCAAUCCCACUGUUCUUUCAAGCCACCAACGCGAAGAUGCGAUGUGAUAUUGAAAACCGUGAAGUGGGACGCCAUCGCUCUGGGGAGGGGGGGGGCCUUUUUCAGACCAGAAAGUGACGUCACCUCACAAUGUGGUCUAGAUCUACGUCCCAGGACUGCUAAAUCUGGUUAAGGAGACGCUGUGGAUACAUGAUUGGCUUACAACUGUCAACAAACCCGCCUAGGUGGAAUUGGCCCGUCGAUCAGUCUGCUCGAAAGUUCCAGACUAGAGGAGCGGCUGGUACUUAAUGUGCAAGACUUGUGCACGUCUUUGAUCGCAGCGCAUUCUCCAAAGAUCAUGGACGAGACCACCCGAGGCUUUCUAGCCCAGGCUAUCCGGGACGCACUCACGUCUUCUGGAAUCGACUACAACGAAGGGUACAUUGAUUCUUUGAUUUCUAAAGUCGAUAAUGACGUCCUGCAGGCUCAUCUGGCGAGCCAGGAUGGCAACACAGAAGAGUCUCCGUUACGAACAACCGACUCAGCUUUACAAACGCCUCCGGCUUCACCACACAGAGGACGUGGCUCCUAUCGGAUUCUGAAUGCACUAAAAAGGAACUAUGGAAAUCUUGCAGGCGCAGAACCGAGGAAGAGAAGAAAGCGGCCUGUUUCGAAGAGGUCCGAAAAAUGUGGUGACAAAUCUCCUUCUGACAGAAUUGCUGAUGAACCUAUCGAGGUGGAAUGUCAAAAUAUAACUCAACAGCCUAAUAACGACCAUGUGAAAGGUGCCCACCUUUUGGAUCUCCCCGUCGACAGUUCCUCGUCCUAUCAAGCAGACUCCGCGUACACGUUGAAAGCAAUGUCAUCUAUAUUGUUUGAAUGCGCGAGGGUGAAUUUCGCUAUUGCUCUAUACGGGCACCGAACGAGCCGUAUCCCGACAACAACUAAGCCUGAGAACAUCCGGAAAUAUGUUGAUGAGAUUUCAGAAUUCGAUUAUGAAACGGCAGUUGACGUCAUUCGCAGGGACAAUGCUUUGGCCACGGGCAAGGGUCUGCAAAAUCGAUACAAUGAAACCAUUUUCUGGAAGAUCAUUCUUAAGGGUGCUGCGUUGAUCGAUCAUUCAAAGCUGCCAGCCGCGAAGGGACCCGCAGACGGAUUCACUAUGGCGGAAAAAGCUGCAACCAAGAAGUUCAUGGAAGAUGCUGGAUACGGGCUGGGUGCGGAAAACCAAAGGCAAUGCCGUAUUUUCUGGAAAAACCUCUUCCAAAUGCGUGAAGCUGGUAUUGACAAAGUUCUCUAUUACCGCACCAAAGAAUUUGAUAGCUAUUGCAAGGGAUAUCCGAAGACGUCAAGGAUCCCCCUUGUGGAUGUAGUAAUGAAGUGGGAGACCCAACAUAGACCUCACAUCGAACAACUGGAAACACGGGCUCUCAGACUCGCGAAAGGUGACCCCAUGCGCCUGUCGGAUCUUGAGAACCCCCAAGUUGUAGAGAGGCUAAAAGUUCACGAGUCCACUUGGAAUAAUGCCAAAAACGAAUGGGCCUUCACCAGUGAAGAAGAAAGCUUCAAGGAGAAGGGUUUACAGGCUUUUUCUCCUGAGGUCAUAUGCGCACCUUACGACAACCAAUUAGCGUCCGAAUGUGGGAUUGAUAAGUCCGCAUUCACCUUCCUCCUGCCUAAAGAUGGCAGCUCCUUAUUCGUCUGUUCCAUCGUCCCCGUGCGCGAGGGAGACUUUCUAGGCAUAUUUGCUGGUAAGAUUCGGCUUUCGGAAAACCGGAAGACCACCCACGGUAUCCGCGGUCCUAUCGACAAUCUGUGGUUAGACUACUCACAAGUCACUGGUACGUUGAACCAAAUGCUGGUCUCAGAACCUGGUGGUUCCGCAAACGUCCGCCUCCAGUGGGACGUAAUCCAAGAUGAUAUUGGGACCGAUAGUUGCACCUCAUGGAGAGUUUCUGUGAAAGCCACUAAGCCCAUAAUGCCGUUCGACCCUCUCGUUCGCGCGGCUGCUCAGCGGGAGCAGUACGUGCUGCAUUCAUCCUCUGAGAACGCAAAGAGGGGGUUUCUCGAAUUUUGCGAAGCUGACUAACAAUACAUUGAACCAUCCUUGUUGCUAUAUUUAAUCGAAGACUGGCUGUGUUAAGGGAAUGCGUG
This is a messenger RNA of Penicillium subrubescens, 2404 nucleotides long. RefSeq lists its product as uncharacterized. The record is from RefSeq and is a predicted model, not a curated record. The transcript is spliced from 4 exons. Lineage: Eukaryota; Fungi; Ascomycota; Eurotiomycetes; Eurotiales; Aspergillaceae. The coding region runs from base 609 to 2339 and encodes 576 amino acids.